Molecule: messenger RNA, 5401 nt
Organism: Pocillopora meandrina
Lineage: Eukaryota; Metazoa; Cnidaria; Anthozoa; Scleractinia; Pocilloporidae
Source: the annotation of a GenBank genome assembly
GGGUUUCUCUAUGCGGCGGGAUUUGUUGUAAAGUAUUCAAAUUUUAUUUUGCUUCCAGUUUCAACUCUCACUCUCCACAUUUGCUUCAUUUUUGCGCUUAAUUUGAAGUCUCAAAAGUUGAAUAUGGGAGCUGAGUGUGGUUUUCAAACAAAACAACAGCUCAACGAGUGUAUUUUGCGCUGCCCUUGGUCGGAAUACCCGCUUCCUCCAGUUCACAGAGCUUGUCGAGAUGGCGAUAUUCUUAGUUUGACCUAUUUGACCAUCCAAGGAGAUAGGUUAGCAGUUUUUCACUCAAUUAAUGCUCAGGAUCAAUUCCUUAUGUGGACACCUAUACACUGGGCAGCUUAUUUUGGAAAGGUGAGCUUCAAAAUUAAGGAUAGUUCACCUGAAUUUUUCAAAUACAUUUUCCGUAAUUUAUUCCAGAUCGAAAAGUCAGUCCGUUUCACUUUCUAGUCUCCAAAAGAAUAACUGAUUAGUCAUUCUACAGUGAUUAGAAGUUUGUUUUUGUAUCCUACUCUUACUUUUGUCUAAGCUGGGUUGGUAACAUCAAAAAAGCUGUGCUGUUUCUAAUAAGUGAACUCUCAAGAGUUUUUGUUGCAAUAUCGUCCAUAUGAUCUCCAGUGUCGGUUGCUAAUAACUAACCCCAAAUACAAGCAAGGUAGCAACAACAUUGAUCAUUUUUUAUAAAUUUCCGCUUUACUGUUAACACUGAAAUACAGUUCAGACGCCAGAGUGUCUUCGUUCUCAUCUUUGUGCUCAAUAUAUCGAGAGUUUGUCUGUCGUGACUUUUUAUUGAUAUAUUACUGCUUUUGUGAAAAACACACUUCAGCCAUUUGCGUAAUCUCCAAACACUUCCCUCUCAUAGCACCGCGAUGUGAUGAAAUUUACGGCGCGUUCACCUUGUGAAAAGAGAGAAAGAAUUAAAAAAUUUUCGCUAAACGAAUUUCCGUGUAGUUUACAGACUAAUAUAUACGUGAUGACAUCCUUUUGAAUGAAAUCUCGGUUGCCGUGAUGUUGAUCAUUAGUUCGAAAUGUUUUAGUUAGGUACCAACGCAGUUAACUUUGAAAAGUUACUAAAUUUGGACACUGGGUAAUACUAAGUUUGUCUCUAGAGAAUUCAAUUCUUGGAUAGAGUCACAUGUGAUUAUCACAAAAAUUUUGAAAACUAUAGGAAUUUUUGUUGUUCAAUUUGUCUCUAGUCAAAACAGGAAACUCUUCAGAAUGAGGCCUGGAGCUUUCUUUACAAAACUUUUCUACUGUAGGACGGUUUUACCCGUUUCUGUAGUCUGACCAUGAAACGUGAAAAUAACCCUCGAUUUUUCUAAAGAUACUUACUGUUUUUGAAUUGGUUUCAUAUUUUAACAGACAGAGAUUUAGAUCACUUAUGCAUGUAUUACAUGAAUGAAUAACGCUUUUAAGGUCUUACGAAAAUGUAAAUUGUCUACAGUUUUGUUAUUUGAGGCAGAAAUUUUGAACUGCAAGUUAAUUCUAAGUUAGUUACCAAGUGUUUGACUUCGUUUUUCAAUGAACACUGAAGAAAGUUUAAACACUUCUCGUUGUACAUCAUUGUUAUCCACUAUGGCAGUUAUUGACUCAUUCUCCAUUCACUACCACAUUAUUUCUUGGGACAGACAAUAGUUCAUGGAUUAAAUAUAUGUUUAAGAAUUGUCUAUGGAGUCAUAAUAAUAAUUUUCUGCAGUUUUUGGGUGUUACAGUUGUUAACAAAGUUUUUUGUUCUGUUGCUGAGUGUUGUUAACUGUUAUGGUAGGUCUAACCUUAACUUUGAGAAAAGGAAUUCAUUGUCAAUCAGUAAUUAGAAUUGAUCAGGACUUAAGGGCUAGUCCAGUAUCUCUUUGGUUAUUUCUUAAAAACAGAUGGAGAUUUCUGAAUCAAACAUUUAACAAAUAGAUUCCAUGUUGCUGUGCAUCUGUUUAGUAAUAGAUCACAGAUGACAUCAAAAUGUGGUAAGAACAGAAAAGUGGCACACAAGGCACAGCCGAGUGUGUCACUGAUGUUCUUACCACAUUUUGACGUCCUCUGUGAUCUGUUACUGAACAGAUGCACGGCAACUUGGAAUCUAUUUGUUUUAUAUAAUAAAUAAUUUAAAAAGUCUUAAUGAUGACAUCAUCUAUACGUCUGUCCUCCAAUAGAUCAUGAGUGAGAACCAAUCAGAAUGCGUGCAUAACUGAGCUUAUUAUAUAAAAGUCACUAGAAUUUAGGAAGUCAUCAUCAACUCAAUUAGCUCUUGAUUGUGGAACAAAAUCUCCUUGUUAGUGCCUUAAGAAAUGAAUAGAAAACAUUUUUGGAGAAUAUGCAUACUGAUGUAAAGGUGUAAAGGGUUACUACCAGGGUGAUAUCUUUGUAAGUUUGUUGAUUUAAAGUAAAAAGUUGCUAUAAAGCAACAUAAGAAAAGUUGGCAAAUUUUCUAUGUCAAAACCCUUGACUACUUCUAUCCUUCUCAGGUGAUAUGGUUAUACCAAUGGCCUUUACUCAGAAGAUGAAAAAAAGCAGUUUGGUCAAAAGGCUGACAAAAUUCUCAAAUUUCUAAUCACAAAAAUGUGUAUGACUCAACCAAUAGUUAAAUAAAAGAUUUUUUAUAUUUAGGUUGAAUGUGUGAAGCGCCUUGUUGAGUGUGGAUUAAACAUUGAUAUAACUGAAGGGAGAUUUGAACAGUCUGCAGCUCACCUUGCAGCCUUUGCUGGUCAUGUGGAUGUACUCCAAUGGCUGCUGGAAAAUGGGUCUUCUGGACAGAAGCAGGUAAGAUUAUUUAUUAAAAUUUCCUACUAUAUUCUGUCUAUUGAACUUCAUUUUCACCCUGAAGCAGGUUAUUGGAUUCCUAACUUCACUGAUUUCAAUGCUGUAGGAUAGUCUUGGAGAUACUGCAGUGCACAAGGCUGCUCGCUGUGGAAGCAUUCAAUGUUUGAGGUUGUUACAGGAAUUUGGAACUCCCUUAAGGUAUUCAAAACAAUACAACAAUUUAACUUGACUUUCAAACUUCUGAAGUGUAUUAUUUGAGUAAGUCACCCCUUCACCUCUUCACCCAUUGAACUCCAAUUCUUUUUGGUGUUUAUAGUUGUCAAGAUACUACUUGACUUCCUGUUCUAUUCUUAUCACCUUUCUGCUGAGGAAUGUACUUUAAUUGUAGAUUAAUUUACCUGUUAAUCACACCUCUGAGCUUAAAGGUACAGUAUGAGACAGUAUUCUUUGAAAAGGGAUUGUAACCAACCUCUGUUGUCUUUCAGUACUUUCAACUUGUACCGGCAAACACCCUGUGACCUUGCUUCCUCACUUGGCUAUGAACAAAGUGUUCAGUUCUUGAGAAAUCACAGCUGUGCUACAGGUGAAUAUUUUCUUAGCCAGUCAUACCUUAGUGAUAAUGAUCUGUUAGUCACAAUCUAUAUAGGAGAGCAAGCACAGUUUUUGCUAGAUUUUUAAAUUCCAUAUGUACAGAGCACUCCUUGGGUAAGGCCAAUUGUAGACCAGAGAUACUUUCUUGUAAUUUGAAAUACAUGUAGUUUUUGUAGGAAUCAUUUUUUUUGCCAAAAAUUGUUACCUCAGUUUUCAAUUAAUUGUGUAUCUUUUAAGUUUUUAUUAAUGGUAGGUUUGCAUGUAUAACAACAUUUUUGCCCAUUUAUUUCUUCAUGAAUGGUGAAUUAUCUUACUUCAAUUCCAGUGUCAAGCCAGAGAAAAAGUAAAAGAUUACUUGAUGAUGGAGACUACGCAGAGCAAGCAAAAAGACCCAGGAAUGGUGGGUAUUGCCUCGCAGGACUAUCCCUAUUCUAAAAAGACUUUGUUGGGUGAGUUAGCUAUUUUCUGAGAUCUUAAGGCUUACCUUUUUUUACACCUGUCAGUAUGCAUAUUCUCCAUACUGUUCUCUAUACAUUUCCCAACAUGCUGAGAAGGAGAAUUUGUUCAAAAAUCAAUGGUGAUCAAUUCCUUCAUUUUCAUGACCAUUAAUGUUUGAUUCAGGCUUGAUAUUCUAAAGAGAAAUUGUAAGCCUAGGGAUCAAAGAAUUAGGAAAAAAAACAUGUUACUGCUUUAAGACAUUUUAACAAGUGUUAUUUUAAUGUCAAUUGUAGGUGUUGUGGAAUAUUUCAAUCAUCUUGAGGAACUUGGUCCAAAUGCUGUAAAUCACAAUCUGCACAUUUCAAAUGAUGAAAAUCAAUGGAUAGACAGUACAAAUAGUUUUCAGAAUGGGCAUGUAAAUGAUGAACAUUUCAAAAGCACAAGUUACAGCAGUUGUCUCUCUGCUAAGAACAGUGAUGUUGACAUGCAUAGUGAUGAAGUUCAAGAAACUAAUGCAAUCGAAACAAAUUCUAGCGAUCUUUAUUUAAACCAGCCUGUUAGAUGUUUAAGUCUGUGUGGUCACAUGCAGUAACUAGCUUAUGCUGUCUAUAAAUUUAUCCAUUUGUAAAUAGAGGUCAACUCAGAAACUCUUAAGAUAAAUGAAGAAAUUCCCAUAUGGUAAUGUUCACACAACUUUGGCCACUGCAUAUGUAUUUAUUUAGCUGUAAAGCUAUUUCACCUUUGCAUUAAAUGUUGCUUCAAUGUGUUACAAGUUACCUUCAGUGUAUAUACAUCAUCAUCCAGUACAUAGUUGUAACAUUCUGCUUUGUCUGGAAUUAAAAGGAUCAAGGUACAUGAACUGAUAUCAGAAAUUUUGAAAAGUUGACAUUUCAAGCAUUGGCACAUCUUUGAAACAAAUUUGCUCUGAUCCAGGGCAAAUGUAUGGUUGGAGUUUGUCUAUCAGACUUUUGACUUAGGCUGAUGCAAGAAUACAGUGAUCAGCUUGAUAACAUUUGCUAUGGCAGUUUAUGAACCUUAAAGAACAAGUAGUUGCAUGGAUAACCUUGAAAUUAUUUCUUUUUCAUGUCAACACAGCAAAAUACUUUCUUUAGAAACUAAUAGCCUUGUUGGAUUACAUUGUUUGCAUACAUUUUCAGUCCAGUGCACAUAAUGUCAUGUGGCAACUUGGCAAUUGACCACUGAAAAAAUGUUCCUUAAUUUAAAGUUGACUGCCAACUUAAGUGUGGCAACUCUGUUCCUUUGUUUUUUUUUUUUAAAACAUACUUUUAUGAAUUUAAUUGCAUUUACUGUGCUUGAAAAAAAAUGUUCUAAAUCUUUCAAUUUUGUAAUAUAACAACUUAAUGCAAUAUUCUAUCUACAUGAAAUUAUUAACACCUAAGGGAAAGGUUCUCAAAAUGUAUUUGAUAAUUGUAAAUUUCUUGUAAAAUAAACUGAAAUUCUUCUGGUUGUAACUGGUUUGUCAGAUUAUAGAAAACACUUCGAUAAAACUUUACUGGCUGGAGGAUGCUAAUUGUAAUCAAAGUUUCUAAUUUGGGAUAGAGUAAAAAAAUUAUACCUUGAGCCUGGUUAUCCCAGAUUUUUGCUACAAAUGAAG